AUGGUUAUAAAAUUAUAAGGAAGAAACGCAUCAAUAGGCUUGAUUGAAUAAAUGUAAGAAACAUUGAUUAAAAUAGGAGUUGAUUUACAAGAAAUGUACCCUUCAAAUCUAAUAUUUUAGUAUUUACUCAAUGCUGCCUUCGGGAGAUACCUUAAAUGAGGUUAAUAAAAAUUAGAUAAAAGAAUUGGAAACAUGGUGCAGCCAGUAGCAAUAGAUCUUAGGAUUGAGGAUGAUAAACUACCUGAUAAAAUUGGCUCAUUGA
Paramecium octaurelia is the source of this 262-nucleotide messenger RNA. The record is from the annotation of a GenBank genome assembly. Lineage: Eukaryota; Ciliophora; Oligohymenophorea; Peniculida; Parameciidae.